This is a messenger RNA of Glycine soja, 4444 nucleotides long. Its product is annotated as nuclear pore complex protein NUP133-like. NCBI's taxonomy places the organism in Eukaryota, Viridiplantae, Streptophyta, Magnoliopsida, Fabales, Fabaceae. Gene Ontology annotation, biological process: poly(A)+ mRNA export from nucleus; transcription-dependent tethering of RNA polymerase II gene DNA at nuclear periphery; protein import into nucleus. Bases 114 to 4061 code for a protein of 1315 amino acids. The transcript has 8 exons. Gene Ontology annotation, molecular function: structural constituent of nuclear pore; protein binding. The record is from RefSeq and is a predicted model, not a curated record. Gene Ontology annotation, cellular component: nuclear pore outer ring.
AAGUAAAACACGAUAUUUGGUUCCUUCAUUUUCUUCAUUUUCCCUCUCGUGAUUCAAAUGGCGAAAACCCCAUAAACCCUAAAAUCUGGCGGUACUGAGUGAUCAUAAUCAUCAUGUUUUCUUGCGGAACGAAGAAGAGCAAUGUUCGCUCUCGCAGAUUGCAAGGUCGCGAUUCCACGGUGGUAGAUUCUCCGGUCACUCCUGCUCGAACCUCUUUCCACGAUAACGCCGUUCCCAAUCGCCCGACCACCGGCACUCCCGCUCCCUGGGCUCCUCGCUUAUCUGUUCUUGCCAGGGUUCCUCAGGUCAACAGAAGUGGAAAAGGCGACGACACAGAUCCUACCAAACCUGUUUUCGUCGGCGAGUUUCCCCAAGUGGUUCGUGAUGAGCAGAACAUUUUGCUACACAAGCGAAUUCCUGCUGAAGAUCACGCGUGUGGCGGGAUUGACAAGAGCACAUCCCUUGCUUGGAUUAUUUGUGGGAACAGGGUCUACCUAUGGAGUUAUUUGUCGCCUGCUUCCUCCGUGAAAUGUGUUGUCCUCAAGAUUCCUUUGAAUGAUGCUGAUGUUGGCAGAAAUGAUGCUGGUAGUUGGUUGCUUCGUGUUGUUAAUUGUGACGCCACGUCUGUGGGAACGAAUAAAAUUGCGAAACAGUGCAACUCUGCUGCUGUGGUUUUGUGUAAUUGUCGGACUCGGGCUGUUAUAUACUGGCCAGACAUCUAUUCUCAGUCGCACGCUCCGGUCACUAGUCUUGUGUCUUCUGAUGAGCUGGAGGCUGUUAUGAUUCCUGAUGGGAAAGCGUCCUUCCACAGGCAGCGGCGACAAAGUAAGCUGGGAAGUAGUUUGAGUGGAUUGCACACAUUUAACUCUAUGAUUGCUUCUGCUGAUCCCAGUUGUAAGUUUGUAUGUGUUGCCCUUGCGUGUAGCUCGAGUGGUGAACUUUGGCAGUUUCAAUGCACUCCUACUGGCAUUCAUAGAAGGAAAGUAUAUGAAAAUUUCCCGCUCCAACAGGGUGAAUCAGGUCAAAUUGUGAGCAAUAUUGGGUACCCUAGGUCUCUGACGUGGUGUUUUCCACAUCAUUCUAUUCAGGAAUCAAAUUGGCAAUUCUUGGUAUUGACAGACCAUGAGAUACAGUGUUUCAGAGUAGAGUUUGGUUCUGAUAUACCUAUUUCAAGGCUUUGGUCUCAGGCAAUUGUCGGAACAGAUGCUGAGGUUGGCAUUAAGAAGGAUCUGGCAGGUCAAAAGAGAAUCUGGCCUCUUGAUAUGCAAGUAGAUGAUCAUGGUAAAGUCAUUACCAUUCUUGUUGCAACCUUUUGCAAUGACCGGAUUAGCAGUUCAAGCUACACGCAGUACUCUCUCCUGACCAUGCAAUAUAAAUCAGGGUUGGGUUUAGAGACUACAAAUGACAGGGUUUUGGAGAAAAAAGCCCCUAUUGAGGUGAUAAUGCCAAAAGCUAGAGUUGAAGACGAAGACUUCUUGUUUUCCAUGAGGCUUCGGAUAGGGGGCAAGCCUUCAGGAUCUGCAGUCAUAAUAUCUGGGGAUGGAACAACAACUGUCUCCCAUUAUUAUAGAAACUCUACACAACUCUAUCAGUUUGAUUUACCCUAUGAUGCUGGGAAAGUGCUAGAUGCUUCUAUCCUUCCUUCUGCAGAUGAUUAUGAAGAAGGUGCAUGGGUUGUAUUAACAGAGAAAGCAGGAAUAUGGGCAAUACCAGAGAAAGCUGUUAUACUUGGAGGAGUGGAACCUCCUGAGAGAAGCUUAUCUCGUAAAGGCAGUUCAAAUGAAAGAUCUGCACAAGAAGAGAUAAGAAAUCUUACAUUUGCAGGUAAUUUUGCUCCUAGAAGGGCUAGCUCUGAAGCAUGGAAUGCUGGAGACAAACAGAGGACGGUUUUGAGUGGGAUUGCACGUCGAACUGCACUAGAUGAAGAAUCAGAAGCUUUAUUGAAUAAUCUUUUCAAUGACUUUUUAUCAUCUGGCCAAAUUGAUAGGUCUCUUGAAAAGCUAGAAACAUCUGGUUCAUUUGAAAGGGAUGGGGAAACCAAUGUUUUUGUUCGGAUGAGCAAAUCAAUUAUAGACACCUUGGCUAAACAUUGGACAACUACCAGAGGAGCAGAGAUUUUGGCCAUGGCUGUUGUUUCAACCCAACUCUUAGAAAAGCAGCAGAAACAUCAAAAGUUCCUUCACUUUCUUGCCUUAUCCAAAUGCCACGAGGAGCUGUGUUCUAAGCAGAGACAUGCCUUGCAAAUUAUUUUGGAGCAUGGUGAAAAGUUAUCUGCAAUGAUUCAGCUGAGGGAACUGCAAAAUCUGAUUAGCCAAAAUCGAUCAACUAAUGUUGACUCCUCAAAUUCUAGUUUGGAUAUUCAGAUGUCAGGUGCCAUUUGGGACAUGAUACAAUUAGUUGGUGAGAGAGCUCGUCGGAAUACUGUCCUUUUGAUGGAUAGAGAUAAUGCUGAAGUGUUCUACAGUAAGGUUUCAGAUCUUGAAGAUCUCUUUUUCUGCUUAGAUGCAGAGUUAGAAUAUGUUAUAAGACCAGAGCAUCCGUUAGGAAUCCAGAUCCAGAGGGCAUGUGAACUCUCUACUGCAUGUGUUACCAUAAUUAGGACAUGCUUCAACUAUAAGAAUGAGAACCGAUUAUGGUAUCCACCACCUGAAGGAUUAACACCUUGGUAUUGUCAACCUGUUGUACGGACUGGUAUUUGGAGUGUUGCUUCUGUCCUGCUUCACUUGUUAAAUGAAAUAUCUGGACUUGAUAAAACUGCAAAAUUAGAUCUGUAUAAUCAUUUAGAAGCCCUAGCUGAAGUUCUAUUCGAGGCAUAUUCUGGUGCUGUUACAGCUAAAAAUGAGUGCGGAGAAGAACACAAAGGUCUGUUAAAUGAAUAUUGGGAGAGGCGAGAUAGCCUUCUUGAAUCUCUCUAUCAAAAAGUUAAAGAUUUUGAAGAUACUCACAAGGAUUCGAUUGAAGGAGCUGGAGAGCAGAAUGAAGAGGCCAUAAUGAAGGUUACUUCACAUCUGUUAUCAAUUGCUAAACGACAUGGAUGCUACAAAGUUAUGUGGACAAUUUGUUGUGAUGUGAAUGACUCGGAAUUACUGAGAAACAUUAUGCAUGAAAGCCUGGGACCUAAUGGGGGAUUUAGUUACUAUGUCUUUAUGAAACUCCAUGAAAGCAGACAAUUUUCUCAACUUUUAAGGCUAGGGGAAGAAUUUCCAGAAGAGCUAUCCAUUUUCCUAAGGGAGCAUCCAGAUCUUCUUUGGCUUCAUGAUUUGUUCCUUCACCAAUUUUCUUCUGCCUCAGAAACACUUCAUGCAUUGGCUCUCUCACAAAACUUACUAUCUACGUCAGUUGCUGAAGAGGAAGGAGAACAGGAGUAUAUGAAAAUGAAACUAAAAUUGACUGACAGAAAAAAUCUUUUAUUUCUCUCUAAGAUUGCUGCCUUUGCAGCUGGUAACGAUGCUGGUACUCAAGUCAAGGUGGACCGCAUUGAGGCUGAUUUGAAGAUUCUAAAAUUACAGGAGGAAGUAAUGAAACGCCAUCCUUCCAUUGAAGAUAGACAACUUGUUGAAGCUCAGCUGCUUCAUCCCGAAGACUUGAUUAAAUUGUGCCUGGAAGGUGAAGAUCGAGAACUCUCAUUGUCGGCCUUUGACGUGUUUGCAUGGACUAGUUCCUCAUUUCGGAAGAUCCACAGAAAACUUUUGGAGGAUUGUUGGAAGAAAGCUGCUAGUCAGGACGAUUGGAGUAAAUUCCAUGAUUCGUACAGAGCUGAAGGAUGGAGUGACCAGGAAAUCCUGCAAAACUUGAAAAAUACUAUACUUUUCCAGGCUUCAAGUAGGUGUUAUGGACCUCAAAGCGAAACAUUUGAAGAAGGGUUUGACCAAGUAUUGUCCUUGAGACAAGAAAACAUGGAGACUUCUAUUUUGGGGGAUAUGAGUAGUUCAGUCCAAACAAUCUUGAUGCAACACAAGGAUUUUCCAGUUGCAGGCAAACUUAUGCUAAUGGCAAUCAUGCUAGGUAGCGAGCAUUGUGGUGACAUCAGAAUUGAAGAAGGGCCUUCCCCAAUGGAAUAACGUGGCCAAGGAUCAUUCCUUAACCGUAAUCCAAGUUGGUGUAGGUUUUGUACAACAUGACAUGUGGAAUAUGUAGUUGUUAUUGUUCGCUCCUCUCUUCCAUGCAUUGCAUUCACAAUCACAACGCAACCCUGGAUGAUAUUGGUAAAUGGUGUUGGAUAGAAGAUAUGCAGCAAGCACAAAUCCGCAAAUAUUAAAAGAGACAUGCUUCCUGUAUACGAUUUUAGCACACCAUUCCGGAAACCUUGUUUGGUAAAAGAAAAAGGUUGUGAUUAAUGUUUUUUAUAAAAAAAAUACAAAACAAAAGGAGCAGUGUAAGAAUGGCGCAAUUAAAUUGCCUUGCAAAUAACAUUGUUGAUAUUGAAAUAAAAAAUUAAUUACAC